This is a messenger RNA of Etheostoma spectabile (orangethroat darter), 2676 nucleotides long. RefSeq names its product sulfotransferase family 4A, member 1 (gene sult4a1). The record is from RefSeq and is a predicted model, not a curated record. Bases 187 to 960 code for a protein of 257 amino acids. The transcript has 8 exons. Lineage: Eukaryota; Metazoa; Chordata; Actinopteri; Perciformes; Percidae. Gene Ontology annotation, molecular function: sulfotransferase activity.
UUACAUCACCAAUCUCUUUCGUGAUUGGCUGUAGGGCAACUCAUCCGCCUGCCGUGCAGCAUCCACAGCAGCACCGCUCCAAAUCGACCUCAUCGCCACCGUUAUCUCACGUUUCAUUGAAUUUCCAAAAACAUUCGCGUGGGUGUGCGCGUUUUCUUUCUCUUGCACUGGCGGCUCGUUUCGAGGAUGGCUGAGAGCGAGGCAGACACGCCAAGCACGCCGAUUGAGUUUGAUAGCAAAUACUUUGAGUUUGAUGGAGUGCGGCUGCCACCCUUCUGCAGAGGGAAGAUGGAGGAGAUUGCCAACUUCUCGCUCAGAAGUAGCGACAUAUGGAUCGUCACCUACCCAAAGUCAGGCACUAGUCUACUUCAGGAGGUUGUGUAUCUAGUGAGUCAGGGAGCAGACCCAGAUGAGAUCGGCCUUAUGAACAUUGAUGAACAGCUGCCUGUCUUAGAGUACCCCCAACCUGGCCUGGACAUCAUACAGGAGCUGACGUCCCCUCGUCUGAUCAAAAGCCAUCUUCCCUAUCGAUUCCUCCCCACGGCCAUGCACAAUGGAGAGGCCAAGGUGAUCUACAUGGCUCGUAACCCUAAGGACCUGGUGGUGUCUUACUACCAGUUCCACCGCUCUCUCAGGACCAUGAGCUACCGGGGAACCUUCCAGGAGUUCUGCCGGCGCUUCAUGCAUGACAAGCUGGGAUAUGGUUCCUGGUUUGAACAUGUUCAGGAAUUUUGGGAACAUCGUAACGACUCUAAUGUCCUCUUCUUGAAAUAUGAAGACAUGUACAAGGAUCUGGGGACGCUGGUGGAAAAUUUAGCCCGGUUCCUUGGUGUUUCCUGUGACAAGGCUCAGCUGGAGGGCAUGGUGGAGAGCUGCAACCAGCUUAUUGAGCAGUGCUGCAACUCGGAGGCGCUGUCCAUCUGCAGAGUGCAUGGAAGUCUGGUGUCUGAUGUGCUCUAGGCUUAACACACAGCUGUCAGUCUGAUCCGUCUUACACACGUCACAGCAGGUCGUGCAGGUCUGUGGAAGGACGUCUUCACAGUGUCUAUGAAUGAAAACUUUGACGCUGUGUACAGACAGAAGAUGGGCAAGUCCGACCUGACCUUUGACUUCUGCCUGUGAGGAGUACCUGACGCCACUCUCUACCCUCACGGAUCUGCUCCAGUACAGUUGACCAAACCCACGCUCCUACUGUGGGAAUACACUCCAAGACUUUUCCCAGAAUGCAAUAUGUCUCAAGUCGACAUCAAAAUUCCACCCUUGUAGACUGAUCAAAAUCAAUCCAGAUUUAUUGGGAAUUUAUUGGAUUUUCUCAGUCAAUAGUUAAACCAAACCUCCCUCAACCCCUACCUCCACAGUAUGCUCCCACUGCUGUGUAUGUAUAUGUGUAUAUAGUAACCAGGGUUCGACUGAUAAAUGUUUUUUUGAAGGCCGACAUCAAUACUUGAGCUGAAGCAUUUCUUUCCAAAUCUCCCAAUAUGACCGCGUUCACAACAGGGAUUCAAGCUACAUGCAGGUAUUUGUGACUGAAAUACAGAGAAAAUCACGCACACAAUAUAUCUGAACAUAAAAAAACAACCAGUUCAGCAGGAUUACUCUCUAUUUUGUUGUUGAUCCAUUAAGGCCAGGGUAUGCUAGAAAGGAAUAAAUGCUAGGUAAUUUGGUUGGCAGAACGCUGAACGAGACAUUUUUUGGCAACCAAAAUGUUCCAAUGAACUUUAACAAGAUAAAAACACAGAGUGAAAGGGUCAGGUUUAUGAUGAAAACAUGGACAACACCAAAAAUCAAUUGCAAUUAAAUUGUAUUAAUAGUGUCAAAUCCCAACAGGAGUUAUCUUAGGACACUUUACAGAUAGAGUAGGUCUAGACCACACUCGAUAAUUUCCAAAGACCCAACAAUUUCCCAUGAGCAAGUACUUGUGCCACAGCACACAGUGCCAUGGUUAGCAUUGCCAAGCUUCUAUCAUGAUUGACAGGUCAGCGUGUAGCCACACCCUUAAAGCUCUGCCUGCUUUAUUGUCAAUUAUUAAUAGAUGGAAAAAUAAUUUUAAAAAAUGAAGAUAGUAGGAACAUUUCCCCAUGGGCUAUAGAAAACGGACAUCUUUUUGCACCCAGGGGAGUCACCCAAUGCUAGAAGUUAAAGUUCCACUUCUGCAUUGGCUUCACUUUUCAGACCCAGAAGCUUCGUCCAUCAUUUUAAGUCUAUGGGUGCAACCAGAAAUCCAUUCGGUUGAAUUCAACUAAGAAGUGGUGAAAAUCUUUUUUUUGCCUGAACGUUUUUGCUCUUAUUAAAUGGGAAAAGCAAAGGCACUUGGGCCGUCUAGAAGGGUCGUUUUGGGCCACUCGAACUGAUGAGGACACUUAAGCUUAAUUUCGACAGCAUGAUUGAUUUACCUCGGCUCCACUUGACUCAACUCGCGUUUGGUACAAGUUCUUUUUCGUCUCCCCAAAAGAACAAGUCGAGUUGAAUAGAGUUGUGCCACACCAUGCAGUGGAAAUGCAGCGAUAGUCUGCUCAAGUUCACCCUCCACACAAAAAAGCCUGUGAGAGAACAGACAUCUCACUCUGACUUAUUUGCAGCGUUGAUCAGCCACACAUAUCUGUACAUAGCCUCAGUAAUAGUCUGUUGUUGGAGGGUGUCAGGUGGAUAAACCUUCUGAAACAUUUACGCCACCAU